AUGGAUAUGUCUAGUAGUGACAAGAAAUUGCUUGCUAACUCGAUUUAUGACAUGUUUAGUUUCGCAUAUGAUAGUUACUUAAAAUAUGGGUUCCCUUAUGAUGAACUAAACCCGAUUGACUGCGUUGGCCGUGGUUAUGAUCACGAAAAUCCUGAUAAUAUAAAUGUGAACGAUGCUCUUGGUGACUAUCUACUUACGCUUAUAGACUCUCUCGAUACAUUGGCAAUCAUGGGCAAAACCGAAGAUUUUAGAAAUGCAGUUAGUUUAGUAAUAAAACACCUUUCGUUUAAUCAAAAGACAAGGGUUCAAGUUUUCGAAGCAACUAUUAGAGUUCUAGGAGGUCUUUUAUCAGCACAUAUAAUCAUUACAGACCCAACUGAGUCAUUUGGCCAUCUGCGACCACCGGGAUAUGAUGAUGAAUUACUGAACCAUGCACAUAAUCUAGCGAACCGGAUGCUGAACGCUCUUUACGACACACCAACUGGGAUACCUUACCCCAGAUUUCACCUAGAUUCUGGCCUGAAAGAUAAUACAACAACUGAAAACUGCCUUGCUGGUGCUGGCUCCUUAUUACUAGAAUUCGGCUCCUUAAGUGCAUUACUCAAUGAUUCUAGUUACGCUUCGAUAGCUCGCCGCAUUGUUUUAAAUCUAUGGAAAAAGCGUUCAAGUGUUUCUGGACUUUUCGGCUCAACAAUCAAUGUGGAUUCAGGUGAAUGGAUAAAUCGAAUGAGUGGUCUCGGUGCUGGACAAGAUUCAUUUUUUGAAUAUUUACAUAAAGCAUAUAUUCUAUUUGGUGAUAAUCAAUUGGGGCAAAUGUUCAAUGAGGCAUUAAGUAGUAUUCAACAUCAUUUACGUACUGGUCGACCUCAAUGUUUAUCUGGUAGUGGUUCGCCACCAAUCUAUUGGAAUGUUGAUAUGUCUUCUGGUAAUAAAGUCAAUCAUUGGAUAGAUACAUUACAGUCAGCCUGGUCUGGUGUAUUAGUUCUUCAUGGUGAUCUAAAUGAAGCAAUUUGUCAUCAUGCUGUACAUUAUUUCAUUUGGAAAAUUUAUGGUUUACCUCCAGAACGUUAUAAUAUUAUGACUGAGAAACCCGAACUGUACUUCUAUCCACUUCGUCCAGAAUUUGCUGAAUCGACAUACCUUUUAUAUAGAGCGACGAAACAUCCUUUUUAUUUACAUGUUGGCAAAGAUAUUAUGGAUGGUAUCAAUAAAUAUACUAAGGCCGAGUAAGUUUCAAAUAUGUGGUUAGUAACUGUUUGUCACAUAAGUUUAACUAUAGGACUUGAGAAAUAGACUAUUGUAAUGAGACUGGAACUGAACUAUAUUAUAUCUUGAUGCCAGAAAGAAGACAAACAUUGCUGAAAGAUAAGGAACUAUUUGUCUGUUAACAAUUAAAAACGUUCUUUUAUCUUACCGAUACACUCAUAUGCGAAUAACAUAUAUUAACUACUUGUCAACAAAAUUCGGACUGAUUCGGUGCAAAUGAGAUAUCGUACUCGAUUUUGUAAAACCAUAAGCCACGCUAAAUUAUGCACAUUGAAAUGUUAUACAGAAAUAGUAGUAUCCUCAAGAAAAUAUCACUACUUGAUGUCGCACUUGGCGGCCCCCUUAACACUUAUCUACUCUAAUUUGAUUUUGUAGAGGAUUCUUUCUAAUUCGAAGGACAAAAGAUGACAUUUGGUGUACAAAUUAAGUUGUCAGACACAUGUACGAAUAGCAAACAGACUUACUUUGGACACUACUAUUUGAUUGCAUCUCCAGUCAUUACUUCAUUGCCUUGUUAAUUAGACCUUUAGCUCAAUGGCUUGUCACCUAAGACAACUGAUAUAACGUUAAGUUAGUGUGAUAAAUAAUUUGACACAAACGGACUAAGUAAGCAAGAAUGAGACACGCCUUAAUCAAUAACUUAGCGUAUUCGACUCAGUAUAGAUUGAUCGACAAAAAAUAUGCAUAGAAUACAACACAAAAAAAUAAGGUACUAUAUAUACAUCAUGUGUGUCAGUCCUACGAUGUGACUAAGGAUAUAGUGAUAUAUUUAUUUGACUAAUAGAAAUACCAUCCGACCAACUCGAAUCUGUUAGGUUCAACGUGUACACGAGAAAUUAUCUACCUUAUUUUCGGUUGUUUGUAUAGUAUCCUAGCCCUAACACACAUAAUGAUUAUACUAAUGAGGACAAUGAACUGCUUGUCAUGUGCACUCACCCUAUCUGUUUACGGUUACUUGUAAAUUAUCAGUUCAAUAUUAUCAUGCUACAACAACUUAAUAUUAUACUUCAUAGUUCCAGUCGUUUAUAGAAUAAGCUUAGGUAACUGUUAAAAACUAGGGAGUACUUAACAGCCGUUUUAUUCUAGUAUGAAACUUCUGAUUGGUAGAAGUCUAAAACAUCACCUGCGAUCGAACCCAGGAUAUCCGGGUUGUGGGGUGAGUACUUAACCUUUAAGCAUCCGUGUUGGCGUCCAAUCAUUUACAUUUUAAAUAUCAGUCAAUUCGCAAUAUUGUAGACCAUUCUCUGAUGCCGUUGGUGGAUAAGUAGCUUGCACCCGACAUGGUUGAAUUCUACUUCUCACUCGAAUUUCAAGAAAUCACCUCUUGAAGAUAGUCACUAAUGGAUACAUUAUGUUACUAUUAUAUUAUAAUACUGUAUAAUAAUAUAAUGUGCUUGCUUUGUUUCCCAGAUGUGGAUUUGCAACUAUUCAUAAUGUAAUUGAUAAAUCUAAAGAAGAUCGUAUGGAAAGCUUUUUUCUAAGUGAAACAUUGAAGUACUUAUAUUUGGUAAGUUCAAUAAUACGGCUACUUACUUACGCCUGUUACUCC
Molecule: messenger RNA, 2815 nt
Organism: Schistosoma bovis
Lineage: Eukaryota; Metazoa; Platyhelminthes; Trematoda; Strigeidida; Schistosomatidae
Source: the annotation of a GenBank genome assembly